This is a messenger RNA of Homalodisca vitripennis (glassy-winged sharpshooter), 1993 nucleotides long. RefSeq names its product meiosis-specific with OB domain-containing protein (gene hdm). The record is from RefSeq and is a predicted model, not a curated record. Lineage: Eukaryota; Metazoa; Arthropoda; Insecta; Hemiptera; Cicadellidae. Gene Ontology annotation, biological process: resolution of meiotic recombination intermediates. The transcript has 10 exons. Gene Ontology annotation, molecular function: single-stranded DNA 3'-5' DNA exonuclease activity; single-stranded DNA binding. The coding region runs from base 141 to 1526 and encodes 461 amino acids.
GUUUUUAGAAACUCCAGAUAAUAAAAGAAGUUUAUAUAUAGUUUAUAUAAGUUUAUAUAUUACUUGUGCAAACAAUUUUAUAUAUUUAAAAGUCAGUUUCCAAUAAAUUUAGUUCAGUUUCCACUUAAUUAAAGAAUACAAUGUCAGCUGGGAUCAGAAGGACACAAAUAAGUGCUUUAUCUCAUGGAAGUAGUGAUUUUCUAAUAGUGGCUGUUAUAAUUGCAAAACAAACACCUCGCACAAUCAAAUCCAAGAAUGUGGAUAUGAGAUCAGUGUGGAACUUCACUUUAAGAGAUGCUCCGGCAGAUUAUAUAAACGUUUCAUUCUGGGGCUCCUCGAUCUUCAUAGACAACAUUGCACAGAACUUUCACAUCGGGGAUGUAGUGGAUAUCAUAAAGGCAAAGGCUACAUUCAGGAAGAAUGACAACACAAGCUUCGUACCUGAUGUAACAAGUCCGUUGGUGUUGACAAUGAGUGAGAACAUUUCUGAGAUGUGCCUUCACUCGGAAGACGACUGUGCAGAGUUCCACCAGCUGCUACGUCUGCCCACACGACCUCCUGGUGACUACAUCACUCUUUCUGAUGUACAUGCCAAUGGUCAAGCUCUUAAAGGCAAACAUGUCAACCUUCUUGUGGCUGUCCGUUCGGUUGGGGCAUUGCGGCAAGUGACAACCAAGCAGGAGGGCAAGGUGCUUGAAUGUCGUGAGGUGGAAAUGAUGGACCAGAGUCCAACUUGUCUGUACAUUCAGCUGUGGGACGCAGAAAUGGCUUAUCGUGCUGACAACUGGAAACCCAGAGAGACAGUGUUGUUCAUCGCUGAUGUGAGGCUAAACUGGAACAGUUUCAAGAAGUGUAUGACUGCCACGGUGACUUCUCGAACUAUUAUAACGGAGAAUCCAGACAUGGCAGAUGCAGAAGACUUGCGUGAACACGCCCGGAACGCUCCUAUUGUGUCUUCUGCCAUCCUUGACCAGUUUGCCACAAACUUCCCUGAGCCUAGCACCAUCAACAACGUGAUGUCAUGUCAGACUGUGUGGGGCAGAGCCACCAACGCAGAAUCUGCGGAGAGUUUCACAGCUCUUGUCUAUGCUGCCAUCAUUGAAAUGGACUUGGAUGGGUUCUUGCCUCUUACCGUCAGCAAGUGCCAACACUGCCAACAAAGUGUGGAUGAAGCAGUUGGUAUCUGCAUGAACAAUGACUGUCUGGUGAACUCAGGAGUAGAACGUCCACUGUCUCAGCGUGUCUACGACCUCAGGGUGACCUUGGCUGAUCACACUGGCUCCUUACCUGGCUGUAGACUCACAUCCCCAGCUGCAUCUAAGGCCCUCAACUGUUCACCAGAUGAGUUUGACUGCUUGUCCCUGGACGCCAAGACCGCGCUCAAGUGGCAGUUGCUGCUGAGACGUUGCGCAGCUCGCCUCGUCAUCCUUCCAGCUACCGGAGAUCAAGUCACCCCGCUCAUCUCGGUCUUGGCCAUAGAGAAAGUCAGCCUUCCUGAGUAUGCUUCCAGGACGCCCAUGUUCUAACAAGUUCCACCUCUGAUAUUGUGGUUUAUCAUAGAUAAUUUAGUGGUAUUAUAAACAACAAAUCUGAGACUGAAUGAUUUUAUUCAUAAUCUGUUGUGUUACUUUAUGUUCCUUUUGUUAUAGAAAAUAUCUGAUGUCUGCUACAAGUUUUGUAUAAACUCUUUAGUUACGUAAGGUAAUUUGUACUUAAUUAAGUUGGUAUUGAUAUUUCAUAGUUUUAAGAUUGAAUUGUUUAGAAAUAAAAUCUGAUAGUCACUUUAUAUUGCCAUUGAUCGGUAUGUAAUUUUGUAGGAUAAUGAAUCAAUAGCUUGGCCCAGCAAUAACUGUUCCCUGUAGAUGUUUGGUAUGUGAAUUGUAUCUGAUGGAAUUCAGAUAUGUAUUUUGAAAAUCAUUGAUUUUGUAAUUGAUUUCAACACCUUGUCAUGUCAUCUGUUGGUAUUAAAAUACAUACAUUUUAAGUACGCUUA